Molecule: messenger RNA, 1889 nt
Organism: Archocentrus centrarchus (flier cichlid)
Lineage: Eukaryota; Metazoa; Chordata; Actinopteri; Cichliformes; Cichlidae
Product: glycerol kinase
Exons: 21
Coding region: 110-1813 (567 amino acids)
Biological process (GO): triglyceride metabolic process; glycerol metabolic process; phosphorylation
Cellular component (GO): mitochondrion
Molecular function (GO): glycerol kinase activity
Source: RefSeq, a predicted model, not a curated record
UUUGAAGGCAGCGACUGACUGACCGACAUUGGUCGAACACGGAGCCGCGUCGCCGGUAACAGUGAGCAGUUUCUUUUGCAGCUCCGCGCUUUCAGCUCCGGGGCUGCCCAUGAACGGCACCAUGGCCGCGUCCUCGCACCGGAUAAUGCUGGGGCCACUGGUUGCUGCUAUAGACCAGGGGACGAGCUCCACCCGUUUUCUGGUGUUUAAUUCGAAAACAGCAGAGCUUCUCAGCCAUCAUCAGGUGGAAAUCAAACAGAGCUUCCCAAAAGAAGGCUGGGUGGAGGAGGAUCCUAAAGAAAUCCUGCAGUCGGUGUACGAGUGCAUGGAGCGGACGUGUGAAAAGCUGACGCAGCUCAACAUAGACAUCUCAAACAUCAAAGCUAUCGGAGUGACCAACCAACGAGAGACCACACUUGUUUGGGACAAAGAGACGGGGGAGCCCCUCUAUAAUGCAAUCGUGUGGCUGGACCUGCGGACUCAGUCAACAGUCGAGCGUCUUAUAAAUAAAACUCCCGGAAGAAAUAAGAACCACUUGAAGCAUAAAACGGGGCUCCCGAUCAGCACUUACUUCAGCGCCGUCAAACUCCGCUGGUUGAUGGACAACGUGGACGAGGUCCACGAAGCCGUGGUGUCACACCGCGCCAUGUUCGGCACGGUCGACGCCUGGCUCAUUUGGUGUUUGACGGGGGGUAAGACAGGCGGGGUCCACUGCACGGACGUGACCAACGCCAGCCGAACCAUGCUGUUUAACAUUCACACGAUGGACUGGGACCCAGAACUUUGCAAAUAUUUUGGUAUUCCUAUGGAGAUCUUACCCAGGGUGAGGAGUUCAUCGGAAAUAUACGGCCUCAUGAAAAUAUGUUCUAGCCUGAAAUCAGGGGCUCUUUCAGGCAUUCCAUUUUCAGGGUGUCUUGGGGAUCAGUCAGCAGCGCUUGUCGGACAGAUGUGUUUCCAGGACGGGCAGGCUAAAAACACGUACGGGACCGGCUGCUUUCUCCUGCGAAACACUGGAGUCAAGCCUGUAAUGUCUGAGCACGGUCUCCUGACCACUGUGGCGUACAAACUUGGCCGGGACAAACCUGCCUGUUAUGCACUGGAGGGCUCCGUGGCCAUCGCUGGAGCCGUGGUCCGCUGGUUGCAGGACAAUCUCGGGAUUAUCGGAUCAUCUGAAGAACUUGAGAAGCUGGCUGCAUCUGUCGGCACAUCUUACGGUUGCUACUUUGUUCCUGCGUUUUCAGGCCUUUACGCACCUUACUGGGAGCCCAGUGCACGAGGGAUCAUUUGUGGAUUAACUCAGUUUACAAAUAAGCGCCACCUCGCUUUUGCCGCGCUGGAAGCUGUCUGUUUCCAGACACGAGAGAUACUAGAUGCCAUGAAUCAGGACAGCGGCAUCCCACUGACUCAGCUGCAGGUAGACGGAGGAAUGACAUCCAACAAGUUGCUGAUGCAGCUGCAGGCUGACAUUCUCUGUAUCCCUGUUGUGAAGCCGUCCAUGCCUGAGACCACAGCUCUCGGUGCAGCGAUGGCAGCUGGAGCAGCAGAAGGUGUGAGUGUUUGGAGUCUGAACCCCGAGGAUCUGAGCGAGGUUACGUCAGAGAAGUUUGAACCUCAAAUCAACCCUGAAGAGAGUGAGUUUCGGUACGCUCGGUGGAAGAAGGCAGUUGAGAAAUCUAUGAACUGGGAGACGACGGAGCCUGUUUGCAAUGGAAAUGGUGAAACCAGUAUCUUCAGCAGCGUUCCCCUGGGCUUCUACAUCAUCGGGAGUAUGUUGAUGUUAAUCGGAGCAAAAUACCUCACAGGCAACAAGUAGACUGUGAUUUCUGGAGGCAUUAAAGCGACGGGGGGGGGAAAGUGGAAACAGGACCACCGCUCUUGUGCUCUUGUUG